Molecule: messenger RNA, 336 nt
Organism: Funneliformis geosporum
Lineage: Eukaryota; Fungi; Glomeromycota; Glomeromycetes; Glomerales; Glomeraceae
Source: the annotation of a GenBank genome assembly
AUGUUUAUAAAAUUCUAUCCUAAGGCUAAAAAGAGCAGUUUAGCAUAUUACCUAAAGGAAUAUGAACUUGAUAACAAGCUGGAUAUGCCUUUCUAUCAUAUGUUUAAGUAUUAUAGAAGGGCGUUAAAAGAAACCAAUACUACAACGGCUGAGCAAAUGUAUGAAGUAGCUGAAUAUUAUAUUAUCGAUACUAUUAACUAUCAACAGUUAAUGGUAAAGCAUAAUGCAAUUAAUGAAUACAGAAAGGUAGCAUCCAUAGCUUUCAUAUCAUUAUAUAAUUCACAUUAUUUUGCAGUAGGAAUAAAAGUGUAUAAUCUUUUAAGUGCUGAUGCAUAG